UUGCGGAAACAGUCUGCUCCUUUACCAUCCAAAAAGUGCAGCGGACACGACUAGCAAGCGAUCUACGGUCAAGCCGUCUGAAGUUCGCCUUGUCGCCCAAAAUGUGACACCACAACCUGCCAGUAGUAGACAAUAAAAAAAUUUUAGCAAAGUUUUAAAGUGUAUCAUGUGUGCUAUUUCUGUAAAUUUAUAACCCCGCUUUUGGAGGAGGAAUUCGAAAUCCUACAUCAACAGUGGGAAAUACCGUUCUAGUUUCCUGGUGCGCUAAACAAGUGGUUAAUUAUUUUCAUCACGAAUUGGAGCUUCAUUGGUUUUCGGCAUUCCAGAUUUGCACCAGGAUCUUUUGUUUUUUUUUGUGUGUGGUGUGUGACAGGUCGCACGAUGCAGGCAACAGAUUACGACCAAGAUUUGUGUCCUGACUAUGGAGCUUUACCAGAUGAUUUAUCAGAAUUCAUGAAUGACAGUUACCUGGUGAAUAUGCUUGACGCAGAUGGCCUCUUCGCUGAUGAUCCCAUGUUGAUUUUUGAUGGCGAUGACUUAGAUGACACUCCCUUGACAAAAGAGCUGCCCGGCCAACACGGAAACCAGCAGGUAGAUCAGAUUAAACCGAAAGGAAAAAAUAACAUUCUUCAAAAAAGACCUAGAGCCACAUUAUCAAAACGGAGCACCAAAAAACAAAAAGCUGAAGGCAGUGACACAGGCUCAAUGCCGAGUCAGGGAGAUCUUUCGUGUCUCUCCACAGCACCACAAAGCAUCCUUCAUCUCCAAAGCUCCAUCCAGUUUGUCACCUUCCCAGCCGCUACAUCUUAUCAGUUGAAGAUGCAAACGACUCGUCCUCCAGUUGGCCGCCUCCCAUAUCCCGUCGCUGCUGCACCAACAUGCAUAUUGGUACACGUAUCUCCUUCGCCAUCAGUAUCCAAACUCCAGGUGCCACCCUUUUCCCCAGAGGACAGUGCAGUAGUACCGGCCCAAAUGAGCUCACCCCCAUCCGGGACAUUGUCGGACACCACUAGCAAAGUCAUCUGUCCACCUUGUGAUUACGACGGUGCCUCCAUUUCAGAGAUGACUCAACGUAAUGCGUCAAACACCGUUCAGCAGUCUCCCACUACGUUCGAUUUACCUGAAAGUGUCAAGAACUACAUCCGAAUCGCCAAAGCCCAAAUGCAUCAAAUCUGCGAGGAGAUGGAGCCAAGGUUGAAUUUGAGCAGUCAUUACGUGGAUGUGCAAGUUAUCCAGAGAGAGUCGUUUUGCUCGGGGAAGAAAAAGAACAAGUGUCCGAACAAAGACCUGUUGGCCAUGGGAGAUACGGAUCGACAAAAAAGACGGAUUAAAUUGAACCAGAUAUUUGAGAAGUCCACCGGAGAUAAACCAAAACGACAUAUCCUCCUGCUCGGUAAAGCAGGCAUGGGAAAAACCACCCUCAUCAGGAAGCUGUGCCAUGACUGGAGCAGAGACGGCCUCCCCCAGUUUGAUUUUGUCUUCUUGUUGGACGGCAAAGAUCUCAUCUCUUCAAGGAAGUCGUGCUGCGGUCUUCAGACUUUACUACUGGACCACGCUACCGUCGCCACUUCCGUUAUAAACACCGAGGAAGUGUACGCUCAAGUCCUUGCAUCCCCUAAACGUGUGCUGAUCAUUUUUGAUGGAUUUGAUUCUCGGGAUUAUGACAUUCUGUUUCAAGAAAAAAACUUGACAGCCUUGUUCGAGAGAGAGACGAAAGCAAAGUCCUUUACAGUUAGACAGCUGUACUCUGCCAUCCUCCAAAGGGUGCUACUUCCAGGAUGCUUUCUUCUGAUUUCUGCCAGACCCAAAGGCACCACCGCCUGCCCACUCGCGCAGCGAAUGGACUGCCUUUUGGAGGCUCAUGGAUUCACCCUUCCAAAUAUCGAAGCAUAUUUUUCCAGGUACUUUGCCGAUCCUGAUCUCAGGGACUCUGCUUUGAAAUGCUUUGAAAAGUCCAGCUAUCUACGUCAUCUUUGUUGGAAUCCUGGAAUCUGUCGACUGGUGUGCUUGGUUUUGGAACAUACCGAAGGCUCAGAGGGCCUUCCGAGGACUUUAACUGAGCUCUGCCAUCAAGUGCUUUGUAUUAAAAUUAAAAAUGACAACCGGGGCCGUUGCCCUUGGGCUGAAUCGCAAGGCUCAAGGCGAGCUCAGGUGAAGAAAAGAACAGGGCAGUCAAGGGGGAAGGAUCCAAUCGAAACCGAUGAGAUUAAAACCGCUCAUGGGGAAAUUGGUGAAAAAGAAAUGCUGUCCCGUUUGAGCUCUCUGGCCUGGGAAGGAGUGAAAGCCAACGUGUCCGUCCUCCCCCAAGAAGCAAGUUCAUGCUCAAAACUCAAGACAUUCGGACUCGGGAAGGGAUUCUUCCGUGCUCACCACGCGACUGCAGGACAGCUCGGCUCCUGUUGCGAGAGGAAGGAAAGAGAAGGAGAAGUGGAAAGGCUAUUUGAAAGUGAAAAUGCAGAACAAAGGCAACAUCGACGACGGACCCACAUAGAAGAAAAUGUCAGCGAUGACGAUGUCUUGAUGUGGAUGGAUCCAUUCCUUCAGAGUUACCUGGCAGGACUCCACUUGUCCACGGCAAGAAAUGUUUGGUCCCAGUACUUCCUCCAGAACCUCCUUUCCCAGCCUGGCCUAAAGGGACGCCGACGUCCCCAAGGAGAAGUGCAAGAGCUCACUCGGCGUUUUGCGUUUGGCAUCCUGUUCCUUAAACCAACCGAGUUACGCAAGCUUCAUCUCGACAUAAACUCCGGGAAGCGUGCCUUAUUCACCGAACGUUUUGAGGGUCUUUCCCUUGCCGACCUGGGCCCCGAUCAGGUCCUGGAAGUGUGCCACUAUGCUUUCGAAGCAAGUUUCUCGUAUGACAACGGCGGCGGUGACGGUGGCGAGGCACCACUGGUCACUCACCUGGCAGAAAACCUACCGGAGGUCCUCACGUUUCGCGGAGUGCCACUUGGCCCGCUCGACGCAUACGUGGUGCAGAAGAUUCUUGAAAGGGCUGAAAACGGAGGUAGAACAUUUUCUUUGGACCUCGAGAACACCGGGAUACCGAUUCCAGGACUCAGAUCCCUGGUGGGUCUUGGCAGCUGCACUACAUACAGGGCCUGCAUCGCUGAUGUCAUCGCCCUGUGGGAGCAGUUAGAGCAGAGCGGUGAAAGGAAGCCCCUUCAACAUUUUGUGACCAAGUUCAAGAUCCACCCAAUGAAGGUCAUGCAAGUGCGCCAAAUAGAACACCUGGCCAAGCUUGUGAACAUUCACACGCACGGGAGGCUGUCGGACUGUCUCGGCGAACUUGACGCCAUCCUGGAGAACGGCGUUCCAGCGGUCAAGGAGCUACGCAAACUGGAGUUCGAGAUUGGUCCAGAGCGCGGGCCUCAGGCUAUCCCCAAACUUUGGGAGUUUCUCCCAAAUUUACAUGACCUCCAGCACCUCGAUUUGGAGGGCAACAAGAUUGGCGACAACGGCGCCGAGCAGUUGGCUAAUCAUUUUGCCUCCCUCUGUUUUCUGCAGAUACUCAAUCUGUCACAGAAUUACAUCGGAGAUGAUGGGGUCAAAAAAAUGGCAACAGCAUUGAAAGAUCUACCCAAAUUGCACUGCUUAAUCCUCUACAGCAAUGUGAUUUGUGAUGAAGGUGCCGCCACUUUAGCCGCUGUCCUCCCUCACAUGGCAUCAUUGACUGACCUCGACGUGAAGUAUAACAAGCUAUCAGAUGUGGGUGCACAAUGUUUGGGAGCCAGCCUCAGGAAAUGUCAGAAAAUGAAGACUUUAAGGAUGUGGAACCAGUCUAUUCCGUAUGGCAUAUUUGAGAGACUCCAGCAUCAGGAUCCCAGAAUCCUUUGGCAUUAGUAGCGCACCCCCCAUGCACACACCAAUUUCUGGUACACUUCAUCAUAGGUACUGUAUGUGCUGUCCAUAUACUGUAUAACAGCAUAACGAGAAGGGAAAGGUAUUUGUCUAUGGUUGUAGUUCCAAUAUCCCACCGAGUGCUUAAAUUCAAUUGGCCCCUUGCUGUCUUUAUAUUAUGUUCUCCAUAAGUGAUAAUGCCUGGCGCAUUUUCACUGUUGUUUCAGACUGGAGAAAUAUGACUCGCUGAUGAGCGAAGUCAAAAAAAUUGUGUACUUUAUAUGACUCUCUUUUUGACGUCCUUUGUAGAACACGCUUUGGGUGUUUGCUCAGUUCUUUUUUGGUAUGUAUUCAUAUUGUUAACAUUCACGUCACUUUAUGAGUUUAUUCAAGCAAUGACUUCCUGAUCA
Messenger RNA from Hippocampus comes (tiger tail seahorse), 4247 nucleotides. RefSeq names its product class II, major histocompatibility complex, transactivator (gene ciita). Gene Ontology annotation, molecular function: protein binding. Bases 382 to 3840 code for a protein of 1152 amino acids. The record is from RefSeq and is a predicted model, not a curated record. Lineage: Eukaryota; Metazoa; Chordata; Actinopteri; Syngnathiformes; Syngnathidae. Gene Ontology annotation, biological process: positive regulation of MHC class I biosynthetic process; positive regulation of MHC class II biosynthetic process; positive regulation of transcription by RNA polymerase II. The transcript is spliced from 20 exons.